Clarias gariepinus (North African catfish) is the source of this 796-nucleotide messenger RNA. RefSeq lists its product as uncharacterized. The record is from RefSeq and is a predicted model, not a curated record. Bases 20 to 796 code for a protein of 258 amino acids. Lineage: Eukaryota; Metazoa; Chordata; Actinopteri; Siluriformes; Clariidae. The transcript has 2 exons.
AAACUAACCAACAGUGAUAAUGUCAUUCUUGUUUGUUUUUUUUAUUUCUCUUGCUGAUAUUGCGGCAGCAGCUGAUAGCAGCAUUAAGCCCGACAAAACCAGUGUCUUUUCAACUGAAGGCAGUAACACCACACUGUCCUGCACAUAUUCAGGAUCAGUGGACUAUCUCCACUGGUAUCAACAAAAGCCUGGAUCAAGACCUGUGUUUCUGCUGCUGAUUGAUAAAGACACUGGACGUGUCACACCAGCUGUCCCACCUCUUUCACAAUUUUCUGUGACAGUUGAUAAAAUCAAUACAAAAGUGGAUCUGAACAUCUCCUCUGCUGCGGUGUCAGACUCUGCACUGUACUACUGCGCUCUGAGGCCCACAGUGACAGAAAACACAACUACAUUGUACAAAAAGCCCAAUAUAAAGCAUGAAGCAGAGUCAUACUUUUCUCACAAGAUGGAGCUAUUUCAACAUUUAUUUCUUCAUUCAUUUACUUUGAAUUUCAACCAUCGAACUAGGACAUGUGAAAAAAUUUCUCAUCAAUACAGGUAUAAAACCGAUCCAUUCAAGCACAGUACAGUGAUGAGACUCUUAGCUGUAGUAAAACAUGUGAAUAGUGUAAACAUUUUAAUUGAAGGACAGAUUGUGACACGGCGGCAUGGUGGUCUAUUGGUUAGCACUGUUGCCUUGUACCUCCAGGGUCCCGUUUCUGUGUGCAUGGAGUUUGCAUGUUCUCCCCGUCCUUGUGAGUUAACUCCGGGUACUCUGGUUUCCCCCCACAGUUUAAAAACAUGCAGGUUGGGCUAA